Molecule: messenger RNA, 13589 nt
Organism: Hippopotamus amphibius kiboko
Lineage: Eukaryota; Metazoa; Chordata; Mammalia; Artiodactyla; Hippopotamidae
Gene: HELZ
Product: helicase with zinc finger
Biological process (GO): regulatory ncRNA-mediated post-transcriptional gene silencing
Cellular component (GO): P granule; cytosol
Molecular function (GO): ATP binding; metal ion binding; protein binding
Source: RefSeq, a predicted model, not a curated record
GAGAGCCGUAUUUACGAAGCAAGAACUUGGUGAUGCCUGAGGAAAAGACAAAAGACAAUCUAGAGGAGUGUGGUCAGAAAGAUGAGGCGGGACAAGGUGGAGUGAGUAGGACACUGGGGUGACGGUGGUGACCUGGAGCUACGGGUCGUGCCUGCAUUGGCUCCUUCUGGAGCAGACUGGAUGACGGAUUUCUGUCCCUGAGUCAUGGAAGACAGAAGAGCUGAGAAGUCAUGUGAACAAGCAUGUGAAUCCCUUAAGAGGCAGGACUAUGAAAUGGCCCUUAAGCACUGCACAGAGGCCCUCCUUUCUCUUGGCCAGUACUCCAUGUCUGACUGCACAGGGCCAUGUCCACUGGAGAUAGAAAGCAUCAAAAUUGAGAGUCUUCUGUACAGAAUUGCCUCCUUUUUGCAGCUGAAAAACUAUGGGCAAGCUGAUGAAGAUUGUAGGCAUGUGCUGGGAGAAGGACUGGCCAAGGGAGAUGGUACCUUUCAAGCAGUGCUUUGCUGCAUGCAGCUUAAAGGAAAGCUCCAACCCGUAUCCAGCAUUCUUGCCAAGUCACUGACAGGAGAGUCCCUGAAUGGGAUGGUAACAAAAGAUUUGACAAGACUGAAAACACUUCUCACAGAAACAGAGACAGCAACUAGUAACGUCCUCUCUGGAUACCAUGUGGAAGACUUAGAAGAGGGAUCUUGUAAUGGUUGGCGUUUCCGCCCACCACCUAGGGGAAUCACAAGCAGCGAGGAGUAUACUUUGUGUAAAAGAUUUUUAGAGCAAGGAAUCUGUAGGUAUGGUGCCCAGUGUACUUCAGCACAUUCCCAGGAAGAACUAGCAGAAUGGCAGAAGAGAUAUGCUUCACGGUUGAUAAAACUGAAACAGCAAAAUGAGAAUAAGCAGCUCUCAGGCAGCUACAUGGAAACCUUGAUAGAAAAGUGGAUGAAUUCAUUAUCUCCUGAGAGAGUGCUUAGUGAAUGUAUAGAAGGAGUAAAGGUAGAGCAUAGCCCUGAUCUGUCCGUUACUGUCAACACCAAAAAAUCUCACCAGACAUGGACCUUCGCUCUCACUUGUAAGCCGGCAAGAGUGCUGUGCCGCGUGGCGCUGCUUUAUGAUGCUCAUCGCCCUCACUUUAGCAUCAUCGCAGUGUCUGCCGGAGACGGCGCUACCCAGGUAUCACAGGAAGUCCCAGAAAACUGUCAAGAAUGGAUAGGAGGGAAGAUGGCCCAAAAUGGAUUAGAUCAUUACGUGUAUAAAGUCGGGAUAGCGUUUAACACAGAAAUAUUUGGAACUUUUCGCCAAACCAUAGUGUUCGACUUCGGAUUGGAACCCGUUCUCAUGCAGAGAGUGAUGAUCGAUGCAGCUUCCACAGAAGAUCUUGAGUACCUGAUGCAUGCAAAACAACAGCUAGUAACCACAGCUAAGCGUUGGGAUUCUUCUUCUAAGACUAUUAUAGAUUUUGAACCUAAUGAAACUACUGAUUUGGAGAAGAGCCUUCUUAUCAGAUACCAAAUUCCUCUCUCUGCUGACCAGCUAUUUACCCAGUCCGUUUUAGACAAAUCAUUGACCAAGACCAACUAUCAGUCACGGUUGCAUGACCUUCUUUAUAUUGAGGAGAUAGCCCAGUAUAAGGAAGUCAGCAAGUUCAACCUUAAAGUGCAGUUGCAGAUUCUAGCAAGCUUCAUGCUCACUGGUGUUUCUGGAGGCGCCAAGUAUGCUCAGAAUGGACAGCUUUUUGGUCGCUUUAAGCUUACUGAAACACUUUCUGAAGAUACGUUGGCUGGACGGCUGGUGAUGACCAAAGUCAAUGCUGUUUAUUUAUUACCAGUCCGUAAAGAGAAAUUAGUACAGACCCAGGGAACCAAAGAGAAGGUUUAUGAAGCUACUAUUGAAGAAAAAACAAAAGAAUAUAUAUUUUUAAGGAUAUCCAGGGAAUGCUGUGAAGAACUUAAACUUCGACCUGACUAUGACAAACAGGUUGAACUUCAAUUUCAGUUAAAUCGAUUACCCCUCUGUGAAAUGCAUUAUGCGCUAGACAGGAUCAAGGACAAUGCAGUUUUGUUUCCAGACAUCACCAUGACUCCAACCAUACCUUGGAGUCCCAACAGACAAUGGGAUGAGCAGUUGGAUCCUCGGCUAAACGCGAAACAGAAAGAGGCUGUUCUGGCCAUUACAACUCCACUUUCAAUACAGCUGCCCCCUGUUCUCAUCAUCGGCCCCUAUGGCACAGGCAAAACCUUCACUCUAGCUCAGGCUGUCAAGCACAUUCUCCAGCAACAGGAGACGAGCAGGAUUCUCAUUUGCACCCAUUCUAAUAGUGCUGCUGAUCUCUACAUAAAGGAUUAUUUACAUCCAUAUGUAGAAGCAGGCAAUCAGGCAAGACCUCUCAGGGUAUAUUUCAGAAAUCGCUGGGUAAAGACUGUCCACCCAGUUGUGCAUCAGUACUGUUUGAUCUCAAGCGCACAUUCCACCUUUCAGAUGCCACAGAAAGAAGAUAUUCUUAAACACCGAGUGGUUGUUGUUACAUUGAAUACUUCCCAGUACCUCUGUCAGUUGGACCUUGAACCUGGGUUUUUUACGCACAUUCUAUUAGAUGAGGCUGCCCAGGCCAUGGAGUGUGAAACCAUUAUGCCUCUAGCGUUAGCAACUAAGAACACUCGGGUUGUCCUGGCUGGUGACCACAUGCAGCUCAGUCCUUUUGUUUACAGCGAGUUUGCCAGGGAGAGAAACCUUCACGUCUCAUUACUUGAUCGGCUCUACGAGCACUACCCUGCCGAGUUUCCCUGUAGGAUCCUUCUGUGUGAGAACUACCGCUCCCACGAAGCUAUCAUCAAUUACACCUCUGAGCUCUUCUAUGAGGGCAAACUGAUGGCCAGUGGAAAGCAACCAGCACACAAAGAUUUCUACCCACUAACUUUCUUUACAGCACGAGGGGAAGAUGUACAAGAAAAAAAUAGCACAGCUUUUUAUAAUAAUGCAGAGGUCUUUGAAGUGGUGGAACGUGUGGAAGAGUUAAGAAGGAAGUGGCCAGUAGCGUGGGGGAAGUUAGAUGACGGCAGUAUUGGCGUGGUAACUCCGUAUGCUGACCAGGUGUUCAGGAUACGCGCUGAACUUCGAAAAAAGAGACUAUCUGAUGUUAAUGUCGAAAGGGUGCUAAAUGUUCAAGGAAAACAAUUCAGAGUUUUGUUUCUUAGCACAGUACGUACAAGGCAUACUUGUAAACAUAAACAGACACCAAUUAAAAAGAAAGAGCAACUGCUGGAAGAUUCCACAGAGGACUUAGAUUAUGGUUUUUUAUCUAACUACAAGCUUCUCAAUACUGCCAUCACCAGAGCACAGUCCCUGGUUGCCGUGGUGGGUGAUCCCAUUGCUCUGUGCUCUAUUGGAAGAUGCAGGAAAUUUUGGGAGCGGUUUAUUGCCCUGUGUCAUGAAAAUAAUAGCCUACAUGGAAUCACUUUUGAGCAGAUCAAAGCUCAGCUAGAGGCUUUAGAACUAAAGAAGACAUAUGUGUUGAAUCCACUGGCGCCUGAAUUUAUCCCCCGGGCUCUCAGAGUACAGCACACAGGAAAUACCAACACAUUGCAGCAGUCACCCCCCAAGGGGAAAAGCCUACAUCAUAUCCAGAAUGAUCAUUUCCAGAAUGAUGGAAUUGUUCAGCCCAAUCCCUCUGUACUUAUUGGCAAUCCUAUUAGAGCAUAUACUCCUCCACCCCCUCUUGGACCUCACCCGAAUUUGGGGAAAUCUCCAAGCCCUGUUCAAAGAAUAGAUCCUCACACUGGGACAAGUAUUCUUUAUGUACCUGCUGUCUAUGGAGGGAAUGUGGUUAUGUCCGUGCCUUUACCUGUACCGUGGACAGGGUACCAGGGUAGGUUUGCCGUUGAUCCUCGAAUCAUUACACACCAGGCAGCAGUGGCCUACAAUAUGAACCUCUUACAGACACAUGGACGGGGCUCUCCCAUACCGUAUGGCCUUGGGCAUCACCCACCUGUCAGCAUAGGGCAGCCGCAAAACCAGCAUCAGGAGAAGGGUCAGCACGAGCAGAGUCGAAACGGUAAAGGUGAUACAAAUAAUCCUGGACCUGAGAUCAAUAAGAUUCGAACACCAGAGAAAAAGCCUACAGAAUCAAAACAGAUUGAUUUGGAAUCAAAUCCACAGAACAGAAGUCCUGAAUCACGUCCUGGUGUUGUUUAUCCCAAUACCAAAUUUCAUCGCAAAGAAAAUCUCAACCCAAGACACAUUAAUCUUCCUCUUCCUGCUCCCCAUGCACAGUAUGCAGUCCCCAGUCGUCAUUUUCAUCCACUUCCCCAGCUACCAAGACCACCAUUUCCAGUUCCACAGCAGCACGCCUUGUUAAAUCAGCAGCAGAAUAACUUGUCUGAACAGCCAAAUCCAAUGCCACCCCAGCCAAAUCAGGCAGUCCCGCAGCAGAAUGCGUUGAAUCAGCUGACUCAGCAGCCACCUCCUCAGCUUUCUCCUGCCUAUCAGGCCGCCCCCAGCAGUGCUUUUUUUAAUAAUGCAGUUUCUCAUCGACCACAGUCCCCUGCUGCAGAGGCUGGGAUUCCUGAGCCGCAGCCCCCUCCUCUGCUUCAGGAGGGCCGCAGUCCUCUGCGAGCCGUUGCGCAGCCGGGCCCCAUUCUUCCUUCACAUGUGAAUAACUUCGCUGAUGAGAACCCCCCAGGAUUGCCUACAGGGGAGGCUUUAGAUCGUAUGCACGGGAGCGCGGCUCUGGAGACGUUACGGCAGCAGCAGGCGCGGCUGCAGCAGUGGAGCGAGCAUCACGCCUAUCUCAGCCAGGGCGGCGUCCCUUACCCACACCAUCCCCACCCUCACCCUCACCCUCACCUCCCGCAUCUUCCCCAGCCACCCAUCGGAUUACACCCGCCCCCCAUGAGAGCAGACUGGAAGCUCCCCAGCAGUGCUGCAGAUGAAGCGGAAACAGCCGACUCGAGGUUUCAAGACUUAAUCAGAGAACUGUCUAAUCGUGAUCAAAGUGAAACACGGGAACUAGCUGAAAUGCCACCACCUCAAUCAAGACUUUUGCAAUAUAGACAAAUUCAGACUAGGAGCCCACCAGCAGUCCCCUCGCCCCCGUCCAGUACAGACCACAGUACCCACUUUUCUAACUUCAGUGACAGCAGCAGAGACCUCGAAGUAGCCAGCAACCCAGCGUUUCCACAGCGCCUGCCACCCCAGAUGUUCAGCUCGCCUUUCUCCUUGCCGUCUGAACACCUUGCCCCUCCACCCUUGAAAUACCUGGCACCUGAUGGAGCAUGGACCUUUGCUAACUUACAACAGAAUCACCUAAUGGGGCCGGGUUUUCCCUAUGGCCUACCUCCACUGCCUCCCAGGGCACCGCAGAACCCUUUUGUGCAGAUGCAGAACCAUCAGCCUGCUGUUGGUCAAGAGCCAUUCCACCCACUGUCGUCUCGAACAGUGUCGUCCUCUUCGCUGCCCAGCUUAGAAGAGUAUGAACCCAGAGGACCUGGUCGGCCCUUGUACCAAAGAAGAAUCUCAUCUAGCUCAGUCCAGCCUUGCUCUGAAGAAGUAAGCACUCCUCAAGACAGUCUUGCCCAAUGUAAAGAGCUUCAGGACCAUAAUAACCAACCUUCUUUCAACUUUUCCUCCCCGGAGUCCUGGGUGAGCACCACCUCAUCUGCCCCCUCUCCGAACAUUCCACGCAGUGGAUCCAGCAGGACCGCUCAGCCCAGAGCGCUGAUAGCUCCGCCCAAGACCGUCAAACCCCCCGAGGACCAUCUGAAGCCUGAAAACCUCGAGGGGUCCAGUUCCUUCAAUUACAGUGUCCUGCAGCAUCUCGGCCAGUUCCCCCCACUCAUGCCCAACAAGCAGAUCGUGGAGUCGGCCAGCAGCAGCGGCCAGCAGAGCUGUGGGGGCAGCAAGCCCGCCAUGUCCUACGCCAGCGCUCUGCGGGCCCCGCCCAAGCCCAGGCCCCCGCCCGAGCAGGCCAAGAAGAGCAGCGACCCUCUGUCUCUGUUCCAGGAACUCAGCCUGGGGAGCUCAUCCGGCAGCAAUGGCUUUUACUCCUAUUUUAAAUAAUCACCUUUUUUUCCUCCAAGGAGAAUGUUUUCAUUUCUGUUUGUAUCAAUAGAAUUAAGAUAGCUGGACUUCACCUGUAGAUGCACAGUUCCCUUUGUUUUAAUAUUAAAUAUGUUCUCACUUAAUUGCUUUGCUGCUAGACUUGCAACUAAUUUUUUUUAAAGCAUAUUCCAUUAUUUUGCAUUUUUGACGUAAGUCAGAAUUUUGACAGCUUUUAUGUGAAAUAAAAAAUAUUUUUAAAUUUGUGUAUUGUUACAUGUUUGCAUCAAGCUAGCAGCUAAGAGGUUAAUUGUGCAACUAUUAAAAAAAAAGAAAAAAAGUUUGUCUAAAAUGUAUUUAAAAAGAAAAAAAAUUGUAAGUAGCAUUUACAUUUAUUCAGUAAUAUUACCACAUGCUGGGUUUCUGUACCAGAAAUGGCCAGUUGAUGUAUAAAUGUAUGUUAUUUUUGCUUAAAUUCAUUGAAAAUUUUUUAAAAUAAAGGGGCAGCAUCUUCUAAAUACUUUAAGUUUUAUCAGCUUUUUUUGGUGACAAGAUGCUGCAUUCUAAAACUUUUAUAGUUUUAGACUAUGUAUGAUGUGCUGUCGUAAUCUCCAUCCACUGUAGGGUAGAGUUAAAGGCAUUCUUUGCAGGUGUAUUUCGUAUGCCACUGUUUUUGUAAUAGGAAAAAAACAGUGGCAUACUUAGUUGUCUUUUGGACAAGCUACACUUCAAGCUUGUUUUUAAUGUUACUUUGAUAGUGUGUUUUUUUUUUUAAACAAAUCAUGAAGCUGAAAAAUUUUUAGGAUUGUUGGUGCUUAGUAGACUUGAUAACUAUUUUAAAAAUGCGUGAAUUUAGUAGAAUCUUCUUUUCCUCACUAUGCAUGUGUAAGUGUUUGUGAUCUGGCUCCCCUCCAGGGGGAUAAGGAAUUGUGCCGCUUUAAGGUUUCUUUUCCCUCCAGUAAAAAUUUUGGUACCUUUAUUUGAUGUUUACAUUAAAAUGUGACAUUAUACAUGGCAAUUCAGAUAUUUUGCUAACUGUUUUGUUUGAGGAACAUCCUUACAGAAGAAAUAUAAUGUUUGUCAAAGAUGUAUCAAAAUUCAUCAGAAUCUGAGGCAACAAACUACCCUGUUUUCAUGUCUUUUGAUUCUUCUGAAAGAACCCCACUGAACUUGUACAAAAAUAUAAAAUUGGAACAGCUAUCUUAAAUAUUCUACAGUCUAAACCUUGUUUUGAAUGAACUUUGGUAAAAUCCAAAGGAAAGUGUGUACCCUCUUAAACCUUGUGGUCUUGUAACACUUUUGAAGCAGUGCAUGUCCACAUUGUUUUCCUGAUCUCGUCGUACUACUUUUAUACUUCAGAGGUAUCUUGAAACUUUAAUAUGACCUUUUUAAAAGAAAUAAACACUGAGGUUGGGAAACGCUGCGAACCCUGAAUGGAUCCCGAGGGUCCGUUCACACCCGUCUCUGGACGACGGCCUUCGCGAGGCCGCCCGGUACCCACAGCCCGUCUCUAACACAGGGUUGAGUGGAGGGUAAAGAGGAGCUCCUGCGACAGAAGUUUAGUUGGUGCUGGCCAGCAGCAGUCCCCGCAGCCCUCAGACAGAUUGGGAGAAGAGAGUGCUGAGCUGCAGGCAAACGAAGAGAGCCUCACUCACGGCUCUCUUCCUGCCCGGAGCGCAGUUCACGUUGCAGGCUGCAGGCCUCUGUGCAGGCAGCAGCUGUAGGCGUGUAGGCUGUAGACAUGUUAGUAGUUAGUGUGCAUCGCAGUUGGAAAGCGGAGCCAGCAAGGGACAGCGCCUCAUUUUCUGCGUGUGAUGUCAGAUUUUACUCAACAUCCUUUAAUCACAAGAAAAGAAGAAAAAAAUGUGCGGUAUAGCUGUGUAUCUCCAACUCUGACAAGACUCAAGAUGUAGCCCAAAUGAAAAUGAGACCCCCCUAAUGUGAGGAUGUCGAUGAAAAAUAAUGUCCUUGUCAAUGAUAAUUCUCCUGCCCUGAAAAUAGGCAGGACUGUGACACAAGCCAGGUAAAUGGUUGAAAGCAUGUGAAUCUUACGAAGACAGGACUGUCACAUCAGGUCUGUCACUUAACCCUUUGUCAUGAGGUAAUUGCCUGAUUAUGUUUUCCAUACUUGAACCUUUAAAAAGUAUCAGUUUUAAAAUUAUUUAAAUGUGCCCACCCCAUCGCCUUAUAUAAGUAUAUUGAUGAUGGAAGCUUUGCGUAAGGAAGCUGUUAAGUUGUUGUGACUUUGCUGUUCUAAGCAGUUAUUUCUAAAAAACUAAAAAUAGUAGCUACUUCUUAGUCCACUGGUUUGCUGAGAACGUCUGCGUGUUCCUCGUUUCCUUGUUGUUUCUACAGCCGGUCAAGGAUUCGAAUGUCGUUUCCGCCUUUUAACAGGCUUACUCCUCAGCUUUGCUUGAUGCCAUCUUUCCAGCUGUGCUUUAAAUGUUACGUAGGCAUAAAAUCUUGUAACGGUUUUGAGAAAGUCUUACUGCAAGAAUCAUUGCAAGUUGCCAUUGAAAUGAGGUGUGGCUUCUGAGUACUGCUCAUGCUGUUGGGUGUAACUUGGGUAGUAUUAGCAAGUGCCCACAAAUCAGACUUGUAAAACAACUUAGAGUCAACCCUCCGUAUCUGCAGGUUCCAUGCCCACAGAUUCAAUGAAGCGUGAAUCAAAAAUAUUUAAAAAGAAAAAAAUUCCAGAAAUUUCCAAAAAGAAGAACUUGAAUUUGCCACACGCUGGCAACUAUUUGCAUAACAUUCAUAUCGCAUCAGGUUUUGUAAGUGAUCUAGAGAUGAUUUAACGUGUACAGGAGGGUGUGUGAAAGUUACGUGCAGACACUACGUCAUUUUAUGUGAGGGCCGUUUGAGCAUCCUUGGAUUUUGGUGUUCCUGGGGGUGCUGGAACCAGUCCCCCACAGAUACUGAGGGAUGACUAUAUUUUAUACACUAGGUUUAACCUUAGAGUUCAGAUGGAACUUUUUUGUUUCAGGCUUGAUGUUAGAUCUGGGAUAAUACCAAGCAUUACCAACUUCCUUUUCUUCCAAAACAGAUUUCUUCUAAGUGAGGCUAAUUGUUCACAUGAUGUCUUUCUACUUCUUUGUUCUUUGUAGCACUCUGAAGUUUCCAUUUUCUUGGCAGAACUGCUUUUUAUUCUUUUUUUUUUUUAAUUUCAGUGCUAUUGAGAUUUUUUUUUUUUACAUUAAAGAAAUUCUUUGGGGUGAUAGAAUUUGUAGAGUUUUCGUGCUAAUUUUUUUUAAAAAUGAAUUUCUAUUAAGAUUUGAAGAGCCUCAUUCAGUGUAACAUAGAUAUUUUCUGGUGUGUUUUUAAAAGGGGUUUUGGUUGCCAUUUUGGCAUAACAUGCUUUGCCAAAUUGUUAUAGCAGAGCUUUGUUUUUGAUUAAUCAGUAGUUAAUUAUUGACCAUUUAAACAACAUGACCUUCAUUUUCCUUUCCUCAGACAGAUAUGCUUUCUGUCCAUAUCAUUUCGUAUGUAUGAAAUAACCACUUUGUGUGGUUUUUUUCAUCAAAGAUUCUAGAAUAAGUUUGAGUUUGGUGUAAACAUCAGUUGGUCUUUUCAGUCCAAAGAAUUGCAGAAUAAGUAAAAUAAGCAGAAUUCCCACUGAGUAAGCAUUACCUAAUUAAACAUAGAAAUCUCCAGGACCUGUUUGUGAAAAAGAGUUUUCCUUAUUUAUGGAGGCAUUGAAAUUGCUGAGAAAGCUGAGUUUCCUGACUUGAGAUAAUUAAUAUACGGUAUUAUCUUCUCUAGUAUACUUGAUUUUCCAUGUUUAACAUAUACAUCUCAAGAGCAAAGCUGUAAACAUAUAAGAAUAUAUCUCUAGCUACCUUGACUAGAGGGAGUCCCCUUGCCUGAGAGCCAGGGUGUGAAAACCAGUUUCAGGAUAAAUGUUAGAUUUCAGCUAUUGUUGUUAAGAAAAUUAAAUUCACUGACAUCGCCCUUUUAAGAAGAGACACCUGUUAUCCUUAGAUAGAAUGCUUUCAUAACUGGAGUUGUUUUACAAAAGAGAACCCAGAAGAAGCCUACAAAAAUACAAGAUGAAACCUUUAUGUUGAAAGAUACACAUUGCUCCCUUAGAUGUAUUUAGGCUCUCUGGUUUUUCUUCUAGCUCCACACAGGUAGUAAUUUGUCUGUCAUGCUUUACCAGAUGUUGCUUCUUGCUAACCAUCCCUUUAACACGCGAGAGCCCUCAGUCUCUGCCACCUAGACCUGAGAGGACAUGUGUUAACGUGUCUGAUUGUUUGCUCCACAAACUAUGUAGCAACUGGAAGUAACAGGUCACGUUCUAACUAUGACUUCUUGUUCAGAGUAUCACUUAGAGAUGUCCGUCACAUAUUACAAGGAUAUCAGGAAAGAGGAAGUGGCAUGUUAGUCUUCAAAGUGCUCAUUGCAUUAGGUUUCUCAAAUUCUCCUACUUGGGGUUGGAUAUUUAUCUGCUGAGAUUUCACUGUAAAGCUGCUGAAUUCACGCUCCUUUCAUACCCAUUUAAUUAUCAGUUUCAGGACCACUGUUACAAGGAGUGACUCUUACUGACAUCUGACCUUCUUUUAAAACACAUUCAGGAAACAGCAUUGUUACUACUUUAAAUCAGAAUAUGAGGUUAAACAGAUUACAAAAAAAUUUAAUGUAACAUUUAAGUUUUUUGAAAUGUUUGAAACUGUCUACCUUGGAAUAAACUUUAAGGAAAUAGUCACAGGAGUUUCUAAAUUUUUUUGAAAGGAGGUACCUAACAGAAAAGAAUCUAGACUUAGUAAUGUGAACUGUGGUUAAAUUCUAAACCCAGUUAUACAGUAUUAGUCUAAAGCUUCUAAAACUGGAGUGUUAAGAAAACCCAGAGACAUUCAUAUACUUAUAGUUUCAGUAACGUAUUAGACCAGACUUUAUUUGCAAUUUGUUCAACAGAGAGAUUUUAUUUUGAUAUGAAUAUUAAGCAUAAAGUAUAGUAAGUUUUAUAUAAUUCUAUAAGUUCAUUAAACAAUAUUACGGAAUUUUCAUUAUAUUCUUUGGGAGUCUUUUUAAGCUGUUUCUACACCUCAUGUAUGAGGUGUCUACUCUUAUUUUGCAUACUAGCAUGUGACUGCCUGCCUUAGAACUAUGUAUAGGAGGGGAAAUCAAUAUUACUUUAAAUUUUUUUUAGAUUUUUUGAAAUAAAUUUUGUCAUUAGUUCUUUUUUUUUUUUUCCUUGUGAUGUUUGAGCAGUUGAGGGGAAGGGGCAAAUUCCAUAGGUUUCAACACAGAAUAGAAGGAAUAUCUGUUUACAAAUCUGUCCUGUUUUAAGAUAUGCAAAUUUUGAGCAGAAUAGAGCAGUGGAUCUCAAACUUCAGCCAGCGUCAGACUUACCUGGAGGCCUUGUUGAAGUGCAGCUUCCUGGACCCACCCCCCAGUUUCUGAUUCCAGGCUGGAGCCUGGUCAUUUGCAUUUCCAACAAGUUCCCAGGCGACACGGAUUCUGCUGGUCCAGGUACCACACAUUGAGAAUCACUGGUCUAGAGAAAGUCUGAGGGUCUUUUCAAUCACGCGUUUAUUUACUCGGUGUACAAAACUGAUCAUCUGAAACAUUUUUAUAAUUCUGAUGCCAUGAGGGGAACGCUGGUGGAGAAGGACCUCUAUGGAGUGCCGAGCCCUUCGGGCGGUGGCCACCCCCCCACCCCGGCAAUGCUCACCCCCUGCGAGGUCUGCACUGCUCUUCCUCCGCAGGGGGCAGGAGCGCUUUCAUUUCAGGGCGCGUUUGGCUUUGUGGACCCUGCGGCCUGGGCUUUGGGCUGGAAGCUGUGCAUUUGUUUGGAGAGUUUAGUGUCGGGCGCGAUGCUCCAUGUGCACGGGGUUAGGGCUGUGGACGGUCACGAGGGCGCACAUCGUUCCCCGGGGCCCUAAGUACCGGGGUCCCCUCCUGAGGUGGCAGCGACGUGGAGCGUGGAAAACAGAUGAUCCCCUUCCCCAAACGACGUAUUCCGUAGUUUUUAUGUUUGUGGGGGGUGGGGGGGGGGGUGAGGAAGGUGAGGGCAGAGGAUUUGCUUUUCAGAUUAUGUGUUUCUCAGGUUAACAAGUUAUUUUGGAUUCUCUGCCAUGCCGAGAAUGGUGUUGGGGAGCCUGAAGUUUUGUCUAUGGCAGAAAAUUGACAGUUGUCUCUGAUUACUUGCUACUUUAAAAAAAAAUCUGUGUAUGUUUGCAAAAAACAGUCUAGAGGAAUCUACCACCUACACAGCAUGAGUUAUAAACCGUAGGUGCACAUGUAUGAGCAGGUUAUUUCUGAGAAAGAAACUGCCUACAGUAUACUAAACCUGCAGGUCUUUGGACGUUUUAAAAUUCGGGUGUCGUUGUUGCUAAUAUUCCCCCUGGAGUGCAGCUGGAGGGGUAUUGGUCUCUGCCUCUGGUUUUUUGUUUGGCUUUGAAUUUACUGAGACACUAGAAGGAGAAAAAAUUAUUUUUACGGUAAUAGAUUAUAGAAUGACUUAGAUGUAGACCAUAUGAGAAGCAUCAUAGAACACAGUUUUGGAAUCCUUGAAACAGUACUUCCUCCUUGAAAGGCGAGAUGACCUUGGUGGGAUUGUUUAUUUGUUAAGCACAGGUUACUUUAUCCAGUUCCAACUCAUAGGGAGUGUCCGUUUAUGUAUGCUUUGCACGAUGUCUGGGAUGUGAAGACCUCUCUCUGUCUUUCAGUUGGUCAGAGGGCUCUUCUGUCCAGGUUGAAGUCCUGACGUGUCAGUUACACCUGAAUGUUUCUCAGCCUGCCCCCUACCCCCAUACAGAACAAGAGUCUUGGAUUUUUGUAUAUCCAAACCACGCCUACUUCCUAUGAACCCAUGUGUAUGACAUUGUACUGUAUCCGCUUUCCAUGCCAGUCAUCCCACCUGAUGUUUUGAAACCCAUGAAGGUACUGGUUAAGUGUAGUAGUUGUAUCCUAGGUAAAUCCGGUGAUUAAAAUACCUCUCCUCUAAAUUAUAAAGGUAAUGGGUUUUGCAUUUUAUUAAAGGGUUCUGUCAUUAGUGACACAGGUUUGUUUGGUUUUUUUCCUUUUUUUCCUUUUUUUUUUUUUAUGCUUCAAGAGUACAGUUCUUAUCUAACGUUGUUCAGCUAACUUCCUACAAUCAAUUACUUAGUAAGUUCAUACUGGGUCUUCUUUUGGCAAGCCUUCCAAAGGAAGGUUACAUAAAAUUGAGAGGAUCAGUUUCCAUCUCUUCAAAGUACCAGUUGUCAGCCACCUAAUAAUUUAUGGCAAAAUUAUAAUAAAAUUAUUUUUUUUUCUUUGCAGUUAAUGAUACCUCAUCUGAGAGUUCUAAUACCUAAAGAGUUUAUUCUUAAAAGUACAGAUGAUUUUGUACCAUAAAAUAACCCCAAAGCCACUCUCUAGGGUUUUUGUUUUCUUCCUUUUUUGUCGUUUUCUUUUUUAACUUGGAAUUUCUUCAGCCACUUUGGUUCCUUAGAACAAGUUUUCAAUUCGGAGGCCUGUAAUUCCUCCAUUGUGAUCAUUGUCUUGGUGAAGUUCUUUUGUUUUAAAAGAUUCAUGGUAACACAAAAUGUAUUUUACUGCUACAACUAAAAUGUAUUUAUAAU